Amorphotheca resinae ATCC 22711 is the source of this 754-nucleotide messenger RNA. RefSeq lists its product as hypothetical. The coding region runs from base 77 to 754 and encodes 225 amino acids. The record is from RefSeq and is a predicted model, not a curated record. Lineage: Eukaryota; Fungi; Ascomycota; Leotiomycetes; Helotiales; Amorphothecaceae. The transcript has a single exon.
CCACGUAUCGACACUUGUCGCGCUUUAGAAAACUUCAUCGAUUUGGACUUUGUGUCUAACAGCUUGCUUUUCAAGAAUGAUUGCCGCAAUCAUGACCCCUCCCCGGGAGGUUUCCAAAAUUGUCUACGGCCCAUCCGAGGCCAUAAAGAGGAUCCCUCCCGCUCUGGCCGCGCUGCCACUGCGACCACAGACGCCCGAGGCCGCGGCGGCGCUGGCGACUCCAGAUCCAACGCCAACGCCUAGCCCACCUCAGCACGAGGGAUGCACUACAAGUAGUCCCUCGCGCACGCCUCUCCCGGUCCGCUCCCGCGAGAAGCCGACCGGUAUCUACGCCCCUCGUAGAUACACAGCCGACGAUUUGUCGACAGACACAGAGGAGUUGACGCCCCGACCUAGACCCAAGCCGGGAUGCGUCACUGAUCCGGUGUCUGGGAGAGAGAGGAAGAGAAUCAUGACGGAUGACUUCCCGAAGAGUCGGAUGAGGAAGUUUGAGGAGCGCAGACGGAGAGCGGUGCGCCUUCAGAUCCAGAGAGAGAAGGAAUGUAGAGCGGAGACAACAGCGGCGACCGGUCUUCAGUAUUCAGCGUCCUCGGAGGAUUCAGAGGAUUCGGAAUGUGAGAUUAGAAGAACGAGACCGGGAUUUGUCUUUGAUAGGGUGAUUAACAAAGAGAGGAAACGCAACAUGAUGGAUGACUUUAAGGAAGUCAAACACGAGGAGAGACGACGACAGCGCAAACGGCGCAGACAGGAAUGA